AUUCCAGGUCUAGAACGGGUGGCGGAGGAGUUGAUGGGUCGAAGAAAAUGGAAAUUAUGCCAGGACGCGUUGAUACCAAAGAGGAGCGAGCCCGAAGCUUCGAGCGACGAGUCUAUGCCUGGCACCGACCCCCCUCCCGCGCUCAAGAUCAAGACCAUAGAGCAGAUAAACGCGCCCGAGGCGGAGGAGAAGAGCCAGCCGUCGAGGCCGGAGACGAUCCUGGAGAGUCUGAUCAAGCGGCCGGCCACCCAGCCGAAGCUGGAGCUGCCGGAGCCCACGGACUGGAAGCCGCCGGACAAAUGCUACUUUUGCGUGGACGGCGAGAGGGGUGAGCCCGUACCGGAGGGAGGGCAGGGCGGCGCGACCAGUCCUGCAUCGGAAUCGGAUAGCAGCUCGGUGUCGGGCGCGAAGAGCCCUGCCGCCGCACCACCGCUGCUGCAACACCUGCUGCAGCUGCAACUGCAGGCGCAGAGUCCGCAAGCCGUGGCGCAGUUCCAGCAGAUGGUGGCGGCGCUAGCUACUCUGGGCACUGGGCUGGUGCCUCCCGCAGUGCUGUCGCAGGUGUGGCUGAUGCAAAGACUGGCGCAGAACAGACACGCUGUAGACCGGCUCCCGGAGGCGGGUGAGAAGCCGGCGCCGCCGUCUCCGACCCUAGCGGAACAGCCCCUGGACCUCAGCGCCAAGUCCACUUCCAGCACCAGUGGGACUCCCCCGCCUGACGCCAAGACCCUGGACAGCCGGAUGAAACGAAGUGCGCUGGAUGCAAGCAACAGCGUCGCACGGCGAGCAUACACUGACGAUGAGCUGCAGUCUGCGCUCCGGGACAUCCAGUCCGGAAAACUGGGCACGCGCCGCGCCGCCGUCGUCUACGGCAUCCCACGCUCCACCCUUCGCAACAAGGUCAACAAGUUCGGCCUUUCCACUGAGCAACACGACUCGGAAGUCGACAGCGAUCCCGAACGACCAGAAUCACCUCCCUCCGUCAUACUAAAAAUACCAACUUUCCCGCCACCGGAUGACAAGAGCCCCUCGCCGGCCACUCCAGUCACCACACCGGUCACACCGAUCACUCCCAUCAUCCCUCCGCCGCAGCCACCGCUAAAUCCUUCUGCACAUUUACCGGCCUUCUUUGCCGAUCCGCCGACCAACCAACAUCUGUUCACGUCUAUCAACGAUGUUAUAGUCAGAAGCAUUAGCCAAAAGUUCCAGCAGCUGCCGGACCGACCACCUCAACCAUCUGAUCUGCAAUAUAUGAGAGCACCUGAUCGACAUGUGUCCGUCAUUAAGACUCCACCGGACAACCAGAGGAACUAUCAGAUGCCGAGCAACUCAAAAGCGACGAAUAACGGCCAGCCCGCCACAGGAGGCAAGGGCACGAGGCCCAAAAGAGGUAAGUACAGAAAUUAUGAUAGAGACAGCCUCGUGGAAGCAGUCAAAGCUGUGCAGAGAGGUGAGAUGUCAGUUCACAGAGCUGGUUCAUAUUAUGGUGUUCCGCAUUCAACUCUCGAGUACAAGGUCAAGGAGCGGCAUUUGAUGCGUCCGAGAAAGAGAGAGCCAAAACCGCAACAGGACCCGAAGCCACCACCGAAACCUCAGCCAAAAGUCCCGCCGCCAACAAAGCCGUUCUCGAAUGGAAUGAACGGACCUGAAACGCCGGCGUACCCGACGGGCUACCCAUUCUGGGCGGGUGCUGGUUUUCCGCCGCCAUCACCGGAUCUGUAUGCAUCACACAUGAUGCGCCGAUUACGCGAAGAGGCACCUCCACCAGCGAACGGAUCAUUCCUCGAAGGCAUAAUCAGGUCGAGUUUAGAACGUCCAGGGGCGGCUCUGAUGCACCGACUGACGGAGCAACGGCCGCUCGCCCCGCAGGACGCUCCGAGUCUGUUGAGACGUUUGACGGGUGAACCAGAUGAGCCCCCGGCGAGGCGCCCGAGACUGGACAGCUCGGACCGGCAGCUGGCUGCAGAGAUGCGUGAGGCGGUGCAGCGCCUUCGUGCCGACAAGCUUCGGCCACGCAACGGCACUCCCACGCCUCCUGCGCCCGUCUCGCCGCCGCCCGCGCCCGCCUCCGCGCCUAACGAUCGCGCCUAA
Molecule: messenger RNA, 2091 nt
Organism: Chilo suppressalis (striped riceborer)
Lineage: Eukaryota; Metazoa; Arthropoda; Insecta; Lepidoptera; Crambidae
Source: the annotation of a GenBank genome assembly